Messenger RNA from Ailuropoda melanoleuca (giant panda), 1689 nucleotides. It is a transcript of the gene ABHD12, whose product is annotated as abhydrolase domain containing 12, lysophospholipase. The record is from RefSeq and is a predicted model, not a curated record. Gene Ontology annotation, molecular function: monoacylglycerol lipase activity; phosphatidylcholine lysophospholipase A1 activity. The transcript is spliced from 13 exons. Lineage: Eukaryota; Metazoa; Chordata; Mammalia; Carnivora; Ursidae. Gene Ontology annotation, cellular component: endoplasmic reticulum membrane. Gene Ontology annotation, biological process: phosphatidylserine catabolic process; monoacylglycerol catabolic process. Bases 1 to 1044 code for a protein of 347 amino acids.
AUGAAGCUGCAGCUACUGUCUGACUUCAGGCUGGUCACGCGAAAGGGCCUGUGGUUCCGACUGAGGAAGAUACUUCUCUGUGUUCUGGGAUUGUAUGUUGCCAUUCCAUUUCUCAUCAAACUAUGUCCUGGGAUACAGGCCAAACUGAUUUUCUUGAAUUUCGUGAGGGUUCCCUAUUUCAUUGACUUGAAAAAACCACAGGAUCAAGGUUUGAAUCACACGUGUAAUUACUACCUCCAGCCAGAGGAAGACGUGACCAUUGGAGUCUGGCACACUGUCCCUGCUGUCUGGUGGAAGGAUGCCCAAGGAAAGGACCAGAUGUGGUACGAGGAUGCCUUGGCUUCCAGCCACCCUAUCAUCCUGUACCUGCAUGGGAAUGCAGGCACAAGAGGAGGCGACCACCGGGUGGAACUUUACAAGGUGCUGAGUUCCCUUGGUUACCACGUGGUCACCUUUGACUACAGAGGUUGGGGUGACUCAGUAGGAACACCAUCGGAGCGAGGCAUGACAUAUGACGCGCUCCAUGUUUUUGACUGGAUCAAAGCAAGAAGUGGAGACAACCCCCUGUAUAUCUGGGGUCAUUCGCUAGGCACUGGAGUGGCGACAAAUCUGGUGCGGCGCCUCUGUGAGCGAGAGACACCUCCGGAUGCGCUUAUAUUGGAAUCUCCGUUCACUAAUAUACGUGAAGAAGCUAAGAGCCAUCCAUUCUCAGUGAUUUAUCGAUACUUCCCUGGGUUUGACUGGUUCUUCCUCGACCCCAUUACAAGCAGUGGAAUUAAAUUUGCAAAUGAUGAAAAUGUGAAGCACAUCUCCUGCUCUCUGCUCAUCCUGCAUGCUGAGGACGACCCGGUCGUGCCCUUCCAGCUUGGCAGAAAGCUCUACAACAUCGCUGCUCCAUCUCGAAGCUUUCGAGACUUCAAAGUUCAAUUUAUCCCCUUUCACUCAGACCUCGGCUACAGGCACAAGUAUAUCUACAGGAGCCCCGAGCUGCCACGGAUCCUGAGGGAAUUCCUGGGCAAGUCAGAACCUGGGCGCCAGCACUGAGUCCUGCUGCCUGAGGGAGCAUGAAGACCUCUGCCCUCCUCCCCUUUGCUCUGGCCAGCCUGGCACCCUGGAGCCCAGGGUGCCAGCGUCUUCAGUGCCCCCGGAGAGAGGACUCAGAUGCCAGCUGGGGCUGGCAGAGGAGGCCCGGCAGACCUGAGGCACCUGCCUUGGGUGGCUGGGAGCAUGGAUCUUCGUGGAAAACACAGGUUGCAGGCAUGGGAUCCCCUCUCCCUGUUGUUGCCAUUCAACCCAAGCUCUUGUUGGGAAGACAGUGACAGCAGGCCAGCCGCCAGCUGGUCGAUCCCACACUUGCUGAGCUGGGCACGGAGGGCCCGGCCAGGGACAGGAGGUGUGGGGUCUCGGGACCACACUGAGCUUUCCAGCACCACUGGUGAGAUCGCAGCGAGAUGGGUUCUGUCCCUUCCUGGCACACGCAGAAUGGACUCUAGUGGCUCCACCAGCCCCUCCCACCCGGAGCAUCCUGCUUGCCUACCUUGGUGGUCCCUGCCUCCCCAGGCGGGCCCCCCACUGCUCACCGCGGGGGAGGUGCCCAUGAUCUGCACUUCCUCCACCUUCUGCCCACCUGUCCGCCUAACCUGGCCUUAGACUGAGCAUUUAUUUAAGAAUAAAACCGUAGUGGUGUUC